Daphnia pulicaria is the source of this 705-nucleotide messenger RNA. RefSeq names its product phosphopantothenoylcysteine decarboxylase-like (gene Ppcdc). The transcript is spliced from 2 exons. The record is from RefSeq and is a predicted model, not a curated record. Gene Ontology annotation, biological process: coenzyme A biosynthetic process. The coding region runs from base 136 to 681 and encodes 181 amino acids. Gene Ontology annotation, molecular function: FMN binding; phosphopantothenoylcysteine decarboxylase activity. Gene Ontology annotation, cellular component: phosphopantothenoylcysteine decarboxylase complex. NCBI's taxonomy places the organism in Eukaryota, Metazoa, Arthropoda, Branchiopoda, Diplostraca, Daphniidae.
CAGUAAUCAAAGUAGUGAGUGUCGUCAGCUAUCAAAAGAGUAUCUUGACUGCCGUAUGCAGAAACAGCUGAUGGUCAGGGAAGAGUGGACUAAGUUAGGAUUCGGUGACAUCAGUGAAGAGAAUAAGCAAUAAACAUGAAGGUGUUGAUUGGUUGCACAGGAAGUGUUGCUACAAUCAAACUUAGCGAACUAGUGGAUCAGCUGAAAAACAGUAACUUUGAAGUGCAGGUUGUUGCUACAGAAUGUGCAAAGCAUUUCUUGUCAAGACAAACCAUCAAUUGCAAAGUUUGGGUUGAUGACGAUGAAUGGAACUUGUGGAAAGAAAGAGGAGACCCAGUUCUCCAUAUUGAUCUUAGAAAAUGGGCUGAUAUAUUAGUAGUAGCACCACUAGAUGCCAAUAGCCUUGCAAAAAUUGCUCAAGGUAUAUGUGACAACCUUCUGACUUGUACAGUGCGAGCAUGGGACUUGAAAAAGCCCCUGUUGUUCUGCCCAGCAAUGAACACAUAUAUGUGGAAUCACCCACUUACAGCAGAGCACAUACUUAAACUGAAAUCAUUUGGCUACAUUGAAAUACCUUGUGUAUCCAAAACCUUGGUGUGUGGUGACUCAGGAGUAGGUGCCAUGGCAGAAGUAAAGACAAUAGUUGAUGAAGUGUUAAAUAUGUCUCAAAAAUUGGCUUAAUAAUACAGCAGUAUGAAAUCUAAA